Molecule: messenger RNA, 9467 nt
Organism: Loxodonta africana (African savanna elephant)
Lineage: Eukaryota; Metazoa; Chordata; Mammalia; Proboscidea; Elephantidae
Gene: CLEC17A
Product: C-type lectin domain containing 17A
Exons: 12
Coding region: 96-1154 (352 amino acids)
Molecular function (GO): signaling receptor activity
Source: RefSeq, a predicted model, not a curated record
UUAGAAAGGCCCAAGACGUUGAAGUAGAAGGCACAGGGGUAGAAGCUGCAAAGCUCUAGCAGCCCCUUCUCAGGCUCCCCUUAUUGGCUGCAACCAUGUGCACCACGUAUACUAACGCUGGCUUCCAGGACCUGUCGGGAGCGAGGGAGGAUGAGGAUGAUGAUUACGAGAACAUGACACCACCCUACAAGGACCUUCCUCCUAAGCCAGGUUCAAUGGCUCCUCCAAGACCUCCAAGGGCAGUAAAGAAGAUGAAGAGUCCCUCAAUUCUGUGCAAGCCCCAGAAGAUGGCAGGGCUGGACCUCACCCCUAUCUCCUGCACAUAUCCUCAACAAGGUGUUGAACUGGAGCCUCCUCCAUCCCGGCCGCCCCCAGCCAGCAAGUCCUUAUCUCCUCCUAGUAUGCACCAUAUCCUCUCUCAUCAGCCAGGGCAUUUGAAUCAGACAUAUAGCUCCCAGGCAACUCCAGUACCCUACCUCAGCCAGAAGCCAGGGGGUCCUGGGCGCUGCUGGGAGGACAGACUGAUGGUAUGGCUGUGUGCGCUGGUGGUGGUUUCACUGCUCCUGGGGUGCAUUAGCCUGGCUGUGACCCUGACUAAGUACCAGGCAGUGGUGGAAGAACUGAGGAUGUUAACCUUUCAGCAGAUGGCGUGGCAAGCAAAUGUGACUGGAAUGGCAGGGCUAGCUGGCCUGAAGAAGGACACUGAUCGCUUAAGAGCUGACACUAACCAGUCCCUGGUGGAACUUCGGGGCUUAUUAGGCUGUACCAGGGUCACCUGCCCCGACGGCUGGCUCCCCUUCGAGGGCAAAUGUUACUACUUCUCCCAAGUUACCAAGUCAUGGGAGGAAGCCAGGAAGUUCUGCCAGGAGAAUUAUUCUCACCUGGUCAUCAUCAGCAGCUUUGCUGAGCAGAAUUUUGUGGCCAAAGCUCAUGGCUCUCCGCGAGUGUACUGGUUGGGGCUGAAUGACAAGGACCACGAAGGGGACUGGCACUGGCUGGAUGGGUCGCCUGUCACAUUAAGUUUCUGGGGCCCAGAGGAACCCAACAACAUCCAUGAAGAGGACUGUGCCAGCAUGAACAAUGAUGGUACCUGGAAUGACCUUGCUUGUAGUAAAACUACAUAUUGGAUUUGUGAGCGGAAAUGCUCCUGCUGAAGCUCAGGACUAAGGCUGGGGGCUGUACCCAGUGCCUCUCAGCUCUUGGAGAUGAGUACCUCCUGCCCUUCCACAGAGGCCCCGCCUCUUCAUGAACAGACAUGGAUGUGGCCAAAUUGGAACAGUAGCCUGGAAGUACAAGUCCCUGAGAUGCAAGACAGGCCAGUUCUAGGGCAAGGACAGGGGCUUGCUCAAAUAGAUGGUGAGCUGGAGGGACACUCAGGACUUGGUGGUGGUCUCCAGUCCUGGGCCUGGUGGGCAUUCACCAAGUUUGCCAUCAUGGGUCUUGGGAACUGGUGGCCCCAGGGCUCUGGGUCUGAUGUUGAACCCAGGACUGAAAUGCCCUGGUUUCUCUGAACCAUGAUGAGCUGGGACUGAGCUCCCUUAUUUCUGACCUGGUGUGGACCAGCUUCUGGGAUGUAGGUGAGGCAAAACUAUUCUUGACAAGCAACUUUCUUGAUGAGGUUUGCCCAAGUCAGAUGGUGGAAUUUGACUUCUUCUGAGAUCUGGCCCGUAGAACUUCUAGAAAGCCAGACCAGCUGAAAGACAAGUCUUCGGUCAGGUCCAUAGGACAAGCAUGGAGAUAUCUACCCAUACGUGCCCUCAAGCUGUCUGUGGGUUAUAAAGAUUCUUGAUGAUAUAAUUCAUUUUACUUCUGUAUGGACUUUCUUGGGCUAUUAGCUCUUGUAACGUUCGUGUUUCUCAAAAUUCUACUUUGUUGUAUGGGACAGUUCUGGUCGUGGCAGGAUGUUUAGUGUCCCUGGCCCUUGCCCACUAAAUGCCAGAAUUACCCCACCUUCAUCAUCAUGACAACCAAAAAAUGCACCCUGGAGGGCUGGUACUACCCUGAGCUGAGCACAACUCAACUGAGCAACCCCUUUAGGCAAUCAUUGAACUCUAUCCUGAGAUAGGUGCUGUCUUAGACAUCUAGUACUGCCAUAACAGAAAUACCACAAGGGGAUGGCUUUAACAAAGUGAAAUAUAUUUUCUCACAGUCUAGUAGGUUACGAGUCCAAAUUCAGGGCACUGGCUCCAGGGGAACACUUUCUGCCUCUCUUGGCUCUGGAUGAAGGUCUUUGUUCUCAAUUUUCCCCUGGUCGAGGAGCUUCUCAGGCGCAGGGACCCCAUGUCCAAAGGAUGCACUCUGCUCCUGGUGCUGCUUUCUUGAUGGUGUGAGGUCCUCAACUCUCUGCUUGCUUCCCUUUCCUUUUAUCUCUUGAGAGAUAAAAAGUGGUGCAGGCCACACCCCAGGGAAAUUCCCUUUACCUUGGAUCUGGGAGGUGACUUAAGGGUGGUGUUACAAUCCCACUCUAAUCCUUUUUAACAUAAAAUUACAAUCACAAAAUGGAGGACAACUACAGAAUAUUGGGAAUCACGGCCCAGCCAAAUUGAUACAUAUUUUGGGGGGAAACAAUUCAAUCUAUUACAGGUGCACAUUCUCUAAACCAAGCAAUUUAUUUACCAACAAGUUGCCCUUGACUAAUUGUAGAGUCUUUCCUGUUUUGAGGGAAAGCAGGUGAUUAAGGCGAGGAAGCUCUGAGAAGAGGGGGCUGUGGGGAGGCUGGGACUCACUUCACUUUUGCUUCCUCUCCCUUUGUCUCCUCCCACCUCCACACCCUUGCCUCAACUCAUGAGUACCCAAACCAGCCCACCAUACUCUUCACACUUGCAGAGUGGGUGGAGGUCCUGUUCUAUGCCCUGCACCCAGGGGACCCUUGGUUCACGUAACUGCUUCUCUGGGGCCAGGGGAAGUUCCCACAUCUCAGAAGAGGAAACUUCAGUUUCCCUCAACAUGUGUGUGAGAAAUGAGGAAGCAGGGGGCUGUGGUCACAACUAUGAGUCACACUGAGGUCCCCCAAGUGGAGAUGGCUCCAACCUAUCUUACUUUCAUAUAUUGCAGGGAGGUAAACAGGAAAGAAGUCCCUUUUUAACCACUUUCGGACCAAGGGAUCAAAGGUUGAAGGCUUUUGCUAAUAAAAUUAAUAGCCGUGGUUUAUCAAGCACAUAUUGUUAGAUGCAUGCAGUGGUUCUUAUUUAAUAUUUGCUACAACUCUGUGAGGUUGGAAUAAUUACCCACCCCAUUUUACAAGUGGGAAGACUGAGGCCCAGAAGGGUCUCAUGGCUUGUCCAUUGUCAUUCAGUGGAUAAAUGGCAGAGCUGCGAUUUGGUCUCAGUUUGUCCCUCCAAUGGUUGGUCUCUUUCUGUAGCAUCUGCUGCCUUCCAAGGGAUUAUUGGUAAAUUUCAAUUAUCCCUGAGGACCCUGGACCUUGUAACCCUGCUCUCAGCUACCUAUUAUGGGAAAGGAGCAAUGUGGUAUGUGUAGUGGAAAAGAAUAAAAUAUUUACUAUCUGUCCCUUUAGAUAAACGUUUGCUGGCUACUUUUAGCAUAUUUAUGCUAGGCUAAGAGAGGAGACAGGGGCUGAGUUGCUAAUUGUGUGGUUCUCCUGGGACUAUUACAAUAAUCCAGGUGAGUAAUGGUGAUGGCUUGGGCCAGGGACUAUGGAGGUAAAAACAAUUCUGGAUCUAGUUUGAAGGCACAGCCAGUAGAAUUUGUUGAUGGACUGGAUGUUGAGCGUGAGGGAAAGAGAAGAGUAAAGAAUGACUCUAAUGUUUUCAGUUUAAGCAACAGGAAAAGAUGGAGUCACCGUUAACGGAGACAAUGAAGAAAAAUGUUUAUGAACACAGUACAUUUAAAUUUUGGUGGUUUUUAAACUCUUGCCGACGUUCUUAGAACUUCCCUUGUCAAGUGAGAAGUGGGUCAAGAGUAGAAUCCUGCUUGUAGCAGAUGUGGUCAUAUCAUUCCCAUGUCUUUAAUUCUCACCUUCUUGGUGCAUGCCAGCCUGAGUCCACUUGGUUUCCCGCAUGGCAGGUGGGAACUGCCAGGGAAAAAUGCUUCCUGGAACAGCCUGGACUUGAUAUAGGCAUACCCCAGCUCCCUUGCCCCACAGGUGGAAUAACUCAGAGGUGUGUGUUCCAUGGUAUCCCCCCGACACCGCCAGGCUCCCAGUGAGAUUAAGCUCCAGUUGCCGACAGUGGUAGCCUGCUUAGUAACACAUCCUUAACACCUUUUUACUGGCUUUCUUUCUCUGACUCACUUCUCCAAUCACCUACUGGUGUUGUGGGAUUGCCUCUAAAAUAAACUACUUGAACUUGAAUCUUUGUCUCAGUGUUUGUUUUGGGGGGAACACAAGCUAAGACACUACAGGGCAAGAGAAGACUAGCUUGCAAAGUUGUUCCAGUUUGCCUAGGACUGAGGGGUUCUUGGGAACCUGGAUUCUCCGUGCUCAAACUGGGAAAGCAUUGGGCAAAUUCAGAUGGGUUGGCCACUCCAAUAGGGGAGUGAGGUAUCAGGAAAAGGAGAUCAACAGAGUCAAAUGCGACCCAAGUUAAAUAAAUAAGACUGAGAAGCAGCCAGUGGACUUAACGUUGAGGAAGCCUUUGGCACAUUGAGUCAUUCUUUCAAGUGUUGGAAGCAGAAGUCAGGCUGCAGUGUGUUGAACAGUGAAUGGGUGGGAGGAAGUGGAGACAGCACAGUGUAAAUAACAUUUUCUAGAAUUUGGCUGUGAAGAGGAGGAGGGAUGUAGAGUGGUUAUUGAAGCAGGAGAGGAGGUUGAGGGAGGAUUUUUUUGGGUAGAAGGGGCCUGAACAUGUGUCUUCCCCCCUACUCUUUCAAAAACUUCUGUUAUUCCCAUACUAGAUCUCCUAGAUCUCCAGUUUGACUUUUCUUCUUCAUGAUUUUCAUCCUUUUGCAUUUUGUUCUGUGAUUUGAGAUGUUUGUUCCACAUGGUCUUCUAAGCCACUAAUUUAGCUCUUGACAGUGAUCACCCAAUUCUUUAAUUCAUUCAGCAGAAUUUCCCAUGCAGAAAGCAUGCCUUUAAGCUUUAGAGAGCUUUUUUGGUGCUGUGCUUGAAUAUCCUUAAGUCCUUAUUUUUAGUAUUCUCAUUUAAAGUUGGGGCCCGUAGCCCCUGGGUAAGCAUUUGGCUGCUAACCAAAAGACUGGCAGUUCGAAUCCACCAGCUGCUCCUUGGAAACCCUAUACAGGCAGUUCUACUCAGUCCUACAGAGUUGCUAUGAGUUGGAAUCGACUCAUGGUAAUGGUUUUUGUUGAAAGCUGUUGUCUGUCUACUUUAGCAGCUCUAUUUGUUGGAUGUCAAUUCAGAUGAAGCAUCCUUUUUUCAGCUGCUGGGCCUUCUCACAUGUUGUCAUUUUUUUGGGGGGGCCUCAGACAUAGGGUCGAGGCAGUGACAGUUUCCCAAAUGAUGGAAGGAGGUGGGUUCUCCAGUCCAGUGGGUCCAUGUGUGCACCAGUGAGUUGUGUAGAAGUGCCUCUCUGCUCCUCAAUCCCCUUACUUCCUGCCAGAUACAAGAACAGGGUUCUUCUUGGGGUUUUUCGGGACCAGAGAGACCAUACACACAUACACGCACACACUGCGGCUGAUGCUGACCUUAUCCAAGAAGUUCAUAGACUCCUGUGGUCCAGACUUUCCCUAGGAUGGAUUGUGUCUUGUCCUCAUCCCAGAGUACUCUUCAGCAUGUCUCAGGGCUCUCACCUGGUAUGUGGGGGAGAAAUUCCAACUCCAGCUGUCCCUUCAGGGAUUCUCCCAGAGACAGAAACCUUACUCCCACCCAACUGCCACGGGUCUCCAAAGACUUUUGGUUCAAAAAGGACAGAUAUAUUGGGAUUGGGAGGGGAGGGGAAUCGAGACAUGUUCAGUGGCUGUUUUCUUAGAAUCUCCCGUUUCUCUCUCUUUAGCACAGGGGUUGGAAAACUACAGCGUGGAGACCAAAUUCUGCCCGCAGCCUUUUUUUGUAUGGCCAGUGAGCUAGGAAUGGAUAUAGUCCCAGGUAUAUUUACAUUGUUGUUGUUAGGUGCUCUCGAGUUGGUUCUGACUCAUAGCGACCCUAUGUACAACAGGACAAAACACUGCCCAGUCCUGUGCCAUCCUUGCAAUCGUUGUUACACUUGAGCCCAUUGUUGCAGCCACUGUGUCAAUCCAUCUCGUUGAGAGUCUUCCUCUUUUUCACUGUCUACUUUAUCAAGCAUGGUGUCCUUCUCCAUGGCCUGAUGCCUCCUGAUAACAUGUCCAAAGUAGGUGAGAAGUAGUCUUGUCACCCUUGCUACUAAGGAGUGCUCUGGCUGUACUUGUUCCGAGUUGAAUUUAUUCUUUCUUUUGGCAGUCCAUGGUAUAUUCGAUAUUCUUUGCCAACACCAUAAUUCAAAAGCAUCAGUUCUUUGGUUUUCCUUAUUCAUUGUUCAUCUUUCACAUGCAUAUGUGGUCCUUGAAAACACCAUGGCUUGGGUCAGGUGCACCUUAGUUUUCAAGGUGACAUCUUUGCCUUUUAACACUUUAAAGAGGUUUUUUGCAGCAGAUUUGCCCAAUGUAGUGUUAUUUGAUUUCUUGACUGCUGCUUCCAUAGGUUACUUGUGGAUCCAAGUAAAAUGAAAUCCUUGACAACUUCAAUCUUUUCUCCAUUUAGCAUGAUGUUGCUGAUUGGUUAUUUACAUUUAUAUAUGCAAUAUAUAUUACAUAUUCUCUGAUUUUAUAUCUAUAGUCUAUCUAUCUGUCUAGCUACCAUCUGUUUAUCCAGUGUGUGUGUGUGUGUGUGUGUUUAUGACAGAGAGUGUAUAUGGCCUGUAAAUAAUAUUUACUAUAUGGCCUUUUACAGAAAAAAUUUGCUGACUACUUUUAGCAUAUUUAAAUACUACUGAGGAGGAACUGAAGAGAGGGCAUGGGUGAGGUGGAAGAGAGAGGUGACAAUCAAUGAACGAAGGUCUCUGAAGAGGCAGUAGGGGAUGGGAUCCAACACACAGAUGGAGGGGUUUGGCUUAGAUAAGGGGAGGGGGCCUUUGCCCUUGUGGCAGAAUGGAGGAGGAAGCAAUAGGUACUGAUGGGAGAAGGAAGCAAGGAUGGGCAUGAAUGCAGAUAAAUUUGUAAGGGAAGUCAGGAAGUUGAGUUUCUGACUGCUUGUGUUUAUUUGGAAACCCUAGUGGCACAGUGAUUAAGAGCUAUGGCUGCUAACCAAAAGGUCAGCAGUUUGAAUCCACCAAGCGCUCCUUGGAAACCCUGUGGGGCAGCUCUACUCUGUCCUGUAGAGUUGUUAUGAGUUGGAAUCAACUCAACGGCAAUGGGUUUGGUUUGGGUUUUUUUUUGUGUGUGUUUAUUCUCUCUUUGAAGCAGAAGACAAGGACUUCUGCCUUAUGUAAAGGGAAAUGUGAUGAUGAUUGAGGAAGGAGGUGGAAACCUGGAAUUUCCCAUGUGGGGAAGUCGACUAGGGAUAGGCAGAGAGAUCCCCAGGUAGCAUGGAGGGUCUUGUUUAAAUCAGAAAGCAUGAAUUUGUGAUGGCUCCAAGCUGAGUGAUCCUGGGGUCUCACUGCCUUGAUGGAGAAAUGGAGAACAUACAUAGUUCAUGAGAAAGGAUGCUUUGAGGCUGCAACCAGCAGAUCCCCUGACUCAAAAUGGCUUAAUAAUAGGGAUUUGUUUGUCUUAUAUAGCAAAAAGUCUAAGGUUUGUUUCAGCAACUCAACAAUGUCAUGAAAGCCCAGAUUAUUCCCAUUUUUCCAUUCUUCCAUUCUUAGUAUUUCCAUUAUUUCUUUCUUCCAAGAAUCAUAUUGUUUUAUGACAACAUCAAAAAGAAGGAAGUCAUGGGCAGGCUCUCCUUGAAUUGUCUUUGUUUUCAUCAAUGAAAAAAAUAUUUUCCAGUAGGCUUUUCUUAUAUCUCAUUGGCUAGAAGUUGUCCAAAUGUCCAUCCUCAACCCAUCUCUAGCAAAUUAAACCAGGAUUUUUCAACCUCAGCAUUAUGGAUAUUUGGGGAUGAAUAAUUGCUUGGUGGGCUAUCCUAUGCGUCGUAGGAUGUUUAGCAGCAUCUAUCCACUAAAAAAAAAAAUUUUUUUUAUCCACUAGAUGGCAGUAGAGCUACCAUCCCCAGUCAUGAUAACCAAAAAUGUCCAACGCCAAAUGUCCCUGUGUAUGUGGGGAAAUUGCCCCCAGUUGAGAACUGAUGGCUUAGACCAAUCUCAAUUGACCCCUUAGGCCCAGGCACAUUACUCUCCCAAAUCUGAGAAUAAUCAAGGUUAUUGCUGAGUUGACAAUCUGUGGUGCCUACCAUAGUUGGAUUGGUCUUAGAUUGAGUGAUUAUAAGGAUUCUGGGUAGGUAGAAAAUGGACAUAUAAGUAGGGAAUAGAAUCAGAAAAAGGAAGCAAAGAUGUUGAAUAAAUAGGAGAGAAUUAUUUGAUGUGGUGGCUCAUGAGAUUUAGGCUGAAUAAAAAGGAAGGUGAAGCCAAGAGGAAGCUCAUGAUUUGGGAGAAGCCAAUAGUUUGAGGUGCUAGAUGAGUUUAAAGAGCAAUUUUAGGAGAGGUGAGAGUAAAAGCUAGAUGAAAGACCUUGGAAGGGGCCUCCUCAGUUACAAAAAGGCAAGGAAGUAUUUGCAACGGGCAUAAUUUGGGUAUCCAGUUCCAACAUUGCCUGGACACAUCAUAGCAAAGAGAAAUGCAAUUCAACACAUAUUAUCAGGAGCAGCACCACACUAUGCAGAAGAAACACUUUUAGAAGUAAAGAUUAAAUAUUUCCUCCAAGGAUGAUAUGUGUAAUGAGUCCGCUUGCCCUGAAUUUAUUCUUCAUGAUGCCAGCCAGAUCCGUGGAGUUGAAUGUUGUACUCUUAAUAUUUUCUCUUCAUUUGUCCUGCAAACCCCCCCACCCCCGCAAAAGAGAUGUUUAGGUUAAAGGUGGUUAUAAGGAUAAAAACAAAAAACAAAUAAAUAAAAAAAAAAAACAAAAGCUGAAUGAAAGGUCAGGAAUGGGUUAAAGGCAGAGAGCUUCAUUUAGCAGACACGUGGGCAAAAUGGCACAUCUUCCAACAUUUAGAGUCCUAGGGCAGGUGCGAUCUUUUUAGCUUAUGUUGGGAGGACUUUUCAACAACCCAGGCCAAAGAAUUCUACCCUUUGAAAAAUUUUCGGAUAUAGUGUUUCACACAGAAUUUUUGGCUCUCGGAAUGUUGUUGUUUUUCUAUGAGGAUAGGCUAGACUCUAAACUCCCUGAAGACAGUAACUGAGUUGGUCUCGUUUCUUUCUGGAUGGCCACUGCCUAGCAGAAUGCUGACACAUUGUCGAACUUCGCAAGUAUUCUUUUUGGUUCCCACAAUUACAGUUAGAAGACUUAUUUAGAUAUGGAGCCAGCAUCUCCUGUAGCAGCCCACGGGCAUAGCUUCUAGUAGUCCUGGCAAGAGACCCAGCCAGUUAUAAGAGUCAUUGUAUGCAGGAAGCCCAAAAUUAAUGACUUCCUUCCAGGAGUUUCAGAUUCAUUGUCUGGCCAUUUAC